This is a messenger RNA of Acanthaster planci (crown-of-thorns starfish), 1662 nucleotides long. Its product is annotated as DNA sliding clamp PCNA-like. Lineage: Eukaryota; Metazoa; Echinodermata; Asteroidea; Valvatida; Acanthasteridae. Gene Ontology annotation, cellular component: PCNA complex. The record is from RefSeq and is a predicted model, not a curated record. Gene Ontology annotation, molecular function: DNA binding; DNA polymerase processivity factor activity. Gene Ontology annotation, biological process: translesion synthesis; regulation of DNA replication; leading strand elongation.
AAUUUCGCGCAAUUGCUCAGUCGUCAUUGUGGCCAGCCAUCGGAGAGGACCUACGUCGUACCUUCUCUUCCUCAUCUCUGUCGCAUCAAAGUUUUUUUCUAAAUAUCCGAUUUGUUUUACAGAAAGGUCACAUUUUGGCUGUGAGGUCUCAGUCGUUUCAGUGUUCUUGUUUGUUCGAAAGUACCAAAUUUUUCAACAUGUUUGAGGCAAAAAUGCUACAGAGCUCCGUGCUCAAAAAGAUCAUCGAAUCACUGAAAGAUUUGUUCUCAGAUGCCAACUUCGACUGCUCAUCGUCAGGAAUCACGUUGCAAGACAUGGACUCAAGUCACGUUGCCUUGUGCUACCUGAAACUCCGAAGUGACGAGGAAGGUUUUGAGGAUUACAGAUGCGACAGAAACAUCACACUGGGUGUGAACCUCGUACUGAUGUCAAAAAUUCUGAAAUGUGCAGGCAAUGAUGAUGUCAUCACGUUGAGGGCAGAAGACGAGCCCAACAUCUUAACCUUCAUCUUCGACUCGAAGAACGGCGAGAGAGUUUCGAAAUACGACAUCAAGCUGAUGGAGAUUGACUCCGAGCUUCUUGGAAUACCAGACACAGAGUACAGCUGUGUCGUCAAAAUGCCCUCGCACGAAUUCCAGAGGAUCUGCAGCAACCUGAGCCAGCUGGGCGACUCGGUCACCGUGGACUGCCAUAAGGAAGGCGUAGACUUCAAAGUGGCUGGCGAGCAAGGGUCAGGAGCCAUCAAACUCAAGCAGAACACGACAGUCGACAAAGAGGAAGACCAGGUAUCUGUUGAGCUGAAUGAGGCUGUUACCCAGAGCUUUGCCCUGAAGUUCCUGUGCGCUUUCACCAAGGCCACAUCCCUCUCCGACACAGUCAGCCUGUCUCUCACGCAAGACACGCCAAUUGUUGUCGAGUACCCCAUUGCACAGCAUGGCUACCUCCGUUUCUACCUUGCUCCUAAGAUCGAGGAAGAAAACUAACAUUUAACAGGUUCAUCUUUUUAAACUUCGGUGAACAAUUGUACAAAUUGUAGUUUGGUGGGUUUUUUUGGAGCAUAAAAGAAAGGCAGAUUUUGUGGGGGGUUGUGUGGAUAGAUGCUGGUCGGACCUUAACAUUGGUUAUGCAUUAAGUUAUGGAGGUUGCUGAGUUCCUACAUCUUAACAUUUUGGGGGUCGAUAUAAUUAUCGCCCUUUCUUUGUUAAAUUUCACGUCUUUUUCAAAAUUGUAGUCGACGGGUGUUUGUCGGAAACAUCUCAUUUUCCACAGACAGAUGUCCCUAGGUGUAUUGUCUUUGGGAAUAUUAUAUUCCAACAAGCAGAGAAUAAGCAGCCCCUAAAUGGGCGGAUGUAAAUACAGACACACGAGAUCAAUGACAACCCUGCUGUAUUCCAAAGUCGAGGAUGUUCAUAACCGUAGUUACGUUGUUAAUGGUCAGUCUUUAAAGUUCCAACAUUUUAUUGAGUUUGCACCCCAAAAAUGAAUGGAAAAUUGGAAAUGUUUACUUAUAGAACAACAGAAUUUGUAAUUUUUUCAUUCUCCACACUGUCGGUGCAUCCUUUUUUCAGUCAUUUGCGAAGUGCAUGCACUUUAAAUGUUUUACACAACACAAACCAUAUUUAAAAUAAAAAUGACCACUGUGAGGUCAUUCCCGUUGAUCCA